Owenia fusiformis is the source of this 1089-nucleotide messenger RNA. NCBI's taxonomy places the organism in Eukaryota, Metazoa, Annelida, Polychaeta, Sabellida, Oweniidae. The record is from the annotation of a GenBank genome assembly.
AAACUUUACUACUGAGCAUGUGCAAACUUUAUCAACAAUUCAACACAGUACACAUUGGACUAUAUUGACAAAACAGGCAGACUGAAGGCUUCCAUACUAGUCACACAGGACAACGGGUUAAACCAGAACUUAAACAAUGUCAGAAAGUGGAGAAAAAAGCCCCAGGAAAUCCCCAAGAAGGAGCAGUAAUAAAAUAUACAGAACACCUAGGACUCCACCCCCAGAGAACCUUUUAGAAAAAGAAAGGGGGUUUACAUUAGAUCAAAAUGCAGUGAGCUCAAUUUCUGUGGACUACUCAAAGGCUAACCCUAAACUAGGACCAGUUGUACCACCUUUCAACUCUCAAAAUGACAAACACACAAAGCCAUAUUUUAAUUAUUCAGGUGUUGAUACGACAUUAAAAAAGACAGGACAGGCUGGGGAGACAGGCUGCUCUAUAGAAGGUAAAACCAUGGACAAAUUCCACGAAGCUGGUGCUGGCCACGAAUAUCUUUCCCUUAGAAACCAAUUUGGUGCAGGUCAUUCUAGAGAAUUGGUUGAUGGGCACGCCCAGUUUAUGCAAGGUAUUAAACCAAUUACUGGAUACAAUGGCAAUUUCGGAUACAGGAGAAACACCCCUUGGCUAAGACAACAACCUUCACCAUUUGGAACAGGCAGCAAAUCUGCAACGCAUUGAUGUAGCUUUGGACUAGAUACUUGCUGUGUCUUAAACACAGAUAAGCUUUGUCAUAAUGUUGUUAAAUGUCAUUUUAUACUGUCACCAAAUCAUCUGAGACUACAAGUGGGAGAGACACGAAUAGCGAAUACUGAAAUAUUUUAAGUGAAUGGAUCUAAAAUGUAGCAGUCUGUUACAAAAUCAUAAUAAAAUGCUCUAUGGUGUAGUACAGUUAAUCCUGUCUAGUGGAACACUCUCAGUUAAUCCUGUCUAGUGUAACACUCUUGUUUCCACUAAAAGGUGUUCCAUAUAGGAGAGGUUCUUCUGUUAACAUGACGUCAAUGGGCUAUGGGAUUGUGAAAAGUGUUCCACUUAAAGAGCAAUUCCACAUGACAGGUUUUACUGGAUCUAAUGCCUCAGUCACAUUUGAUCUA